Arvicanthis niloticus (Nile rat) is the source of this 2655-nucleotide messenger RNA. RefSeq names its product heat shock transcription factor 2 (gene Hsf2). Gene Ontology annotation, molecular function: sequence-specific DNA binding; DNA-binding transcription factor activity. Gene Ontology annotation, biological process: regulation of DNA-templated transcription. Lineage: Eukaryota; Metazoa; Chordata; Mammalia; Rodentia; Muridae. The record is from RefSeq and is a predicted model, not a curated record.
GCGCGGUGUGCGUCCCCGGGAGCAGCAGCUGCUGCCACCGCCGCCGCUGCCGCCGCCGCUGCCGCCGCCACUGCCGCGACCUCCGCGUUCGGGAGUAGAAUUCGGAAUCCCUGCGCCCAGCUAACAAUGAAGCAGAGUUCCAACGUGCCGGCUUUUCUCAGCAAGCUGUGGACGCUUGUGGAGGAAACCCACACCAACGAGUUCAUCACCUGGAGCCAGAAUGGACAAAGUUUUCUGGUCUUGGAUGAGCAGAGAUUUGCAAAGGAAAUUCUUCCUAAGUACUUCAAACACAACAACAUGGCGAGCUUUGUGAGGCAGCUAAAUAUGUAUGGCUUCCGUAAAGUAGUACAUAUCGAAUCUGGAAUUGUCAAACAGGAAAGAGAUGGCCCUGUUGAAUUUCAACAUCCUUAUUUCAAACAAGGCCAGGAUGACUUGUUGGAGAACAUUAAAAGGAAGGUUUCAUCUUCAAAACCAGAGGAAAAUAAAAUUCGUCAAGAAGAUUUAACAAAAAUUAUUAGUAGUGCUCAGAAGGUUCAAAUAAAACAAGAAACUAUUGAGUCCAGGCUUUCAGAAUUAAAAAGUGAGAAUGAAUCCCUUUGGAAGGAGGUGUCAGAGUUAAGAGCAAAGCAUGCACAGCAGCAACAAGUUAUUCGAAAGAUUGUCCAGUUUAUUGUUACAUUGGUUCAGAAUAAUCAGCUUGUGAGUUUAAAACGUAAAAGGCCCCUACUUCUAAACACAAAUGGAGCUCCAAAGAAGAAUCUAUUUCAGCACAUAGUCAAAGAACCAUCUGAUAAUCACCAUCAUAAAGUUCCACACAGCAGGACUGAAGGUUUAAAGUCAAGAGAACGGAUUUCAGAUGACAUAAUUAUUUAUGAUGUUACUGAUGAUAAUGUGGAUGAAGAAAAUGUUCCAGUUAUUCCAGAAACAAAUGAGGAUGUUAUAGUUGAUCCCUCCAACCAGUAUCCUGACAUUGUCAUUGUUGAAGAUGACAACGAGGAUGAGUAUGCUCCUGUCAUUCAGAGUGCAGAGCAGAGCGAAGCAGCCAGAGGAUCCUUACGUGUAGGGAAUGCUGGCUGCAGCAGCCCUCUCAUGUCGAGUGCUAUCCAGCUAAACGGCUCCUCUAAUCUCACCUCAGAAGACCCUGUGACCAUGAUGGAUUCCAUUUUGAAUGACAAUAUUAACCUGUUAGGAAAGGUUGAGCUGUUGGAUUACCUUGACAGUAUUGAUUGCAGUUUAGAGGACUUCCAAGCUAUGCUCUCAGGAAGACAGUUUAGCAUAGACCCAGAUCUCCUGGUUGAUCUUUUCACUAGUUCUGUGCAGAUGAAUCCCACAGAUUACAUCAAUAAUACAAAAUCAGAGAAUAAGGGAUUAGAAGCAACCAAGAACAGUGUUGUUCAACAAGUUUCAGAAGAGGGAAGAAAAUCUAAAUCCAAACCAGAUAAACAGCUUAUCCAGUAUACUGCCUUUCCACUGCUUGCAUUCCUUGAUGGGAACUCUGCAUCUGCUAUUGAGCAGGGGAGCACAGCUGCAUCCUCAGAAGUUGUGCCCUCUGUAGACAAACCCGAGGAAGCUGACGAGCUCCUGGAGAGCAGCCUGGAUCCAGAACCCACCCAGAGUAAGCUUGUCCGCCUGGAGCCCUUGACUGAAGCUGAAGCCAGUGAAGCCACCCUGUUCUAUUUAUGUGAACUUGCUCCUGCUCCUCUGGAUACUGAAAUGCCACUUUUAGAUAGUUAAACUCCCAAGUGGACACUGUAUAUAUUCAUCAAAAUGAUGAAGUAUUUAUUUUAAAGUAUCAUUUGGUACUUUGUUUUGUAAAUUACUUUUUGUUUAAUCAGAUACUGUGGAAUAAAAGCACCUUUUGCUUUUCUCGCUCCCCAUACUCUCACAAAGCUUUCAGAUGUACUCGCUGCCUGGCAUACACACUGUAGUGCACAUGAUUGGCGUAUCUUACGGUGAAUUCAAAUGGCCAUUUUCCCCAGUUGUAAUUGGAUUUUUUUUUUUUUUUUACAAAUAUGACCAACUAAGCUUGUUUAUUUUCAAUUGAGUUAAAGCGUCUAGAACUAAAGUAGAAAACUCUGGCCCAGUUACUUUUUAUUAAGUAUUUUUCUCUUGGCUUAUUUCUAAAACUGGGAACAUGAAGUGCCUGUAUCUUGUAAUAUUUCAUGUCUUUGUUGGUUCAGAGAAAUUUAUUCAUGUUAACAGAAAAGGCAAAGUGUACACGAGUAAUCAUUCACUCUGACGUGGUACUAGCUCCGUAUACAUAGAGAGAAUGUGGAGACCGGGUGUGGUUAACUCCACCCAUUUAGACUAGUUUAAGUACAUUUUCUGGUUUGUGUUCUUUUGAACCAUGGUAUUUAGUAAAAUAAAUAUGAUGAAUGUCAAGUACUAUUAUUUGUUGAGUCGUCUUUGGAAGUGAUGCCCACAUGAAGUGAUUUUUUCCUUCUCAUAGGAAGAAGGUGGCUUUAAAUUGUCUGUUGUCCAUUAUCACACUGUGAGUCACAUCAGAGUCUUUGUGCUUUACUUGGGGGGAAAAAGACUGUGUAUUGUAGUAUGGGAGUAAUAUGCUUCUGACCUUAAUGUGUUUUAAUGUUCUUUGUUUAAAAAGUAUACUGGCUUGCUUUCUAUGUUUCUAAUAAAGAACCAAGAGAAAAAUCA